GUGCCUGAUGUGUGCUGCCGAGGUUGGCGGCUUCCUUCUGAGAACAUGCGGUCUCGUCGCUCGCACCGAUGUGCCUGGAUGUGGUCUCGGGGAUGCAAAGCAGCUUCCGCAGUGCCAGGUCGUUUCUCUGAGUUUCAAGCCAACGGCGAUGGCAUAACUCAAUUUGCGGUACGAUAUGCGAGAGUGGGUACUUGCAGCCACAGCCAUUCUGGUCGUUGCGAACCAAUGCAACACCGCCCAGAACGACACCGACUACUGGGGCAACGAUUUGUCGACGGCAAGUCAAUCGAGCUACGGCGCGUGCUGCAGCUUGUGCGUCAGUAGCGCCGGAUGCACCCACUACGUGUGGAACAGCUACACCAGUAUGUGCAUUCUCAAGCAAGGCGUGCCAAGGCCAGCCAACUCUGUACCCGGCGCGUUUGCCUCCAUUUUGUCCCGACCCGCUUCCGACAACGACAAGUGCGACCAAGUGCGAGAAAACACCGACUUUUGGGGCCACGAUUUGCACCAGACGACGCAAUAUAGCGCUGGCGACUGCUGUACGGACUGCUCCAGCGAGCCGGAGUGCACCCACUACGUCUGGAACAGCAAUACCAACACGUGCAUUCUCAAGUAUGGUACGCCCAGUCCGAGCAGCACCGUCUUGGGAGCCUACGCCGCCACGGCGAAGUCAACGCCACCGCCCAACGUCGACACGUGUCAUUCCGUGCAAAAAGACACCGACUUCUGGGGCAAUGACUUGGAGCAGACGACCCAAUACAACUACGGUGCUUGCUGCAGCGAGUGUGCUAGACGUGCUGAGUGUACUCACUACGUCUGGAACAGCCACACGACCACGUGCAUUCUCAAGCAAGGCAUACCCAGCCCAAGCAGCGCUGUCUUGGGAGCCUACGCCGCCACGAUGCCAACCAAGUCCUGCGGCGCCCGAGUCCGCAAGGAGUGGUCGUCGCUCUCUAUCAGCGAGCAAAACCUGUACAUCGAUGCCAUCACCAAGGCCAAGACAGUUGGCCACCUCGACACUUUCGUCCGCGUCCACCGAAACGACAUGACGUUCUACGAGCCGCACGGGUCAACAUGCGCGUUCUGGUUCUGGCACCGGCGCUUCCUUCUCGGGUACGAGCAAAUGCUGCGGUCACUCGACCCGACAUACGCCUGCAUCACGGUACCGUACAUCGACUAUGCUGGCGCGGCCGCCGCAUGGAAAGACAAGUCGUGCUCCUCCGUCGUCUCGUGCUCGCCGGCGGUUCGAGCCAUGUAUUCGCUGCCGCCAGCGUUCAGCAAUGUAGUGCGUGGGGAUUGGACGGAGCACGGGUUCGGCCCCGCAUUCACGCUCGACAUGAUCAAGCUGAGUUUAUUGCCGAGCGACAUGAACACGCCGAUGAUUGCGAUCUCGACCAACAUUGAGACUGGCGUGCACAACUCGCUGCACUCUGAACUCGGCGGCGACAUGGCCGGGCACUGGUCCAACAACGACCCCCUCUUCUACUUGCACCAUGCAACCGUUGAUCUGUUUCAAGUCGUCUAUCGCAAGUGUCGGCUCGAUGGCGUCGCUCCGACGGACCCGCGCAACUUUGCAUCGUGCCAGGUGCAAGCGAGCGGCCCAGGACGCGAUGGGACCGUCAACGGCGACACGGCCCCGUGGAUGCAAGAAGACACCGUCCCGUCGGUGGUCGACGAGGACCCCGCGACGAAGACGUGGUUCCAGGGCAUUCCCGACACGUACCUGGCGCUCACCGAUGCGAGCCAACUUGGGCCGUUCAGCUACACCUACGAAUUGCAAGGGUCGUUUGCUGACUUGUACAACCAGUGCGACAAGGUGGGGACAACGCCGAUGCACAGUGGAGUCGCCGAAUCGAGCGAUGUGACGUCGACAUCCAUUGAGAAAGCUUGGCGACAGGCGCUCUACGACGAAGCAUUCAACGACAAGAUCCCAGCGAACGAGACGAACGAUGAAAUCGCCAAGGUCACGAUCAUGCUGUACGACAAAUGCAUGGGUGGGGUCAAUGACUUCACCGACGAUUUCAAGCACACUUGGCACAUCAUGGAGCCCAAGCCAGCGUUUGAGCAGCUGCAGAGCAUUCUCGAUGGCACCAACUCGAUCCGAAUCACGAACUGGCGCAAAGUCAACUGUGACUAUUACCACUGCUGGUGCAAUUGCACCGCUACAGCGGAUGCCGCGACAUUAACGCCAGCAGGUCUGCAAAAUAUCCACUGUGUACAUUAUUGAUAUGUGCCAUAAUUUAUCUUGUUAUUGCAAACA
Molecule: messenger RNA, 2260 nt
Organism: Saprolegnia diclina VS20
Lineage: Eukaryota; Oomycota; Saprolegniomycetes; Saprolegniales; Saprolegniaceae
Exons: 1
Coding region: 176-2227 (683 amino acids)
Biological process (GO): proteolysis
Cellular component (GO): extracellular region
Molecular function (GO): oxidoreductase activity; protein binding
Source: RefSeq, a predicted model, not a curated record